Melampsora larici-populina 98AG31 is the source of this 1419-nucleotide messenger RNA. RefSeq lists its product as uncharacterized. The record is from RefSeq and is a predicted model, not a curated record. The coding region runs from base 1 to 1419 and encodes 472 amino acids. NCBI's taxonomy places the organism in Eukaryota, Fungi, Basidiomycota, Pucciniomycetes, Pucciniales, Melampsoraceae. The transcript has a single exon.
AUGAAUCGUCUUUUGAAAUUGCCCUAUUCAUUUUGCCUUCUUGCUCAUCUGUAUAUGAUAGUCGCUGGUAAUUUUGGGUUUUUAGAAUCAAAGGUCAUCGACAGAAGAUCAUUAGGCUCUAGAUUAGACCUGAACAAAUUGCUAACUGAUGAAGAAGUUGAGAAACACUUGGAGGGACUCUCAUGUAGCAAUAAUCCUAGAAACAAUUUGAUUGACUUUGGAGGAAGCGAAUAUGGCCAGCGGGAAGCUGCGAAUUCAGAGUGGAUCUUUCCUGCGUCGCACGGUCAACCGGCUUUCAAGCCUUGUACCAGAAGCAAGGAGGCAAAAGAUCAUCACGUAGGGUACACUCAACCAGCUCCAAUUUCCGGCUUGCAAGACAGUCAACAUGGAUAUCCCAUGGUACAUGCGGGAAACCUGGGACUUGGGAAAUUAUAUGCUCCAAACCGAAGUGACUUACAUUUGGAUGAGGGUCUUUACAAGGGUCCAGGAUUGCUCCUGAAAAAAGCGGUUCCAACGACCAAACUACGUGAUCAACCUGAAGCAAAUGAAUGGGCUGAGAAAAUUCUUAAGAAUUGUGGUCAUCAAGCAAGCAACCCCUCAGUUCACAAAGAUAAGAUGUUGCGUCCUAAUUUUGUUCAACCCACAGAAUUGCCUUCAAAUAUUGGCAGCUCAAAAAGUGCAUCAGCCUUUAAGGCAUACCAAACUCCUGCUAAACCUCCGGAACAUGCCAAAAUCACCGAUAUCAGUGAUGUCCUGAACUUCAUGGAUCAAGAAGUCCGACUCUCAGCAAGCCAGAUAAAGCAUGUUGAAAGUCUUGGAAGUCAGAAGCGUCGGAAAACUGAAGCCGGAAGAUUCUCUGAGAGCAUGUUCAACGGAAGCGCUGAACAAGACACAGAACCUGGAUCAUCUACUACGCAGGAUGUGGAAAUGGAUAGCAGACUGGAGCAAAAUGAUUUAAAAAGAGGCCAGUCAAUGAGCCCCUUGAGACGCCAAAAGCGUGGUCGGCCAAAGCGGCGCAAGUCAUUAUUUGAAGCCCAGAUGCCACAAGGGGAUCAAGGUGUGUUUGACUUUCAAAAAGAGUCAAGCUAUAUUUCCUCCAUGAAGCUCAUUCAACAGGGGAGGGGGACAAGGAUGAUGCACAACUCAGGCACGUUAGCUAGUUUGGAAAACCUUCAGCUGGCAAAUUUACGAGACUCAAACUCACUUGAGCAGAACUCGAAUAUUUCACCUAUUGAAGCUCAAUUGAGAUGGGCUUAUGGUCAGCAGAGAGCCGAUAUAAAACGUCUAAUCCAUCUCAUCCGUGGUUACUCUGAUUGGAUAGGUGAUGGCAGUCACAAGAACUUUGAAGCAAAAGAUAUAGUGAUUGAGAUGAGUAAGCUUGGAAAAACCUGUUCCCGUGUUGUUCAAUUCUUUAGAUGA